Molecule: messenger RNA, 2334 nt
Organism: Micropterus salmoides (largemouth bass)
Lineage: Eukaryota; Metazoa; Chordata; Actinopteri; Centrarchiformes; Centrarchidae
Product: ankyrin repeat domain-containing protein 27-like
Exons: 8
Coding region: 233-808 (191 amino acids)
Biological process (GO): early endosome to late endosome transport; neuron projection morphogenesis
Cellular component (GO): transport vesicle; early endosome; plasma membrane
Molecular function (GO): guanyl-nucleotide exchange factor activity; SNARE binding
Source: RefSeq, a predicted model, not a curated record
AUUAUCCAAGCUGACAUUGUUUUCAUGUUUCAGAGCUCUGUAGUUUAACUAAUCUGAUCAGCUGCUGAGCGGCCGGGUCGUGGGAACAGAGCUGACUGAUCCUCUUAGGCAGGAUUCAUCCUGCAGAGAACCUGAUCUCAGAUCAGCUGAAAUAACCAGAUUCUGAAACAUUUUCCUACAGCAGCCGCCUGCCUGAAAAUAACUUGUGUGUUUGAUCUUCUUGUAGAUCCUCAUGGUGUUGCAGUCGACUCAGAGCGGCCGGCAGCGCAGCGGAGUCGAUUCUCCCAGCCGAUCCCCUCAGGCCUCAGACUGCAGCAGCCGUCGCUCCUCCGUCUCCAGCACCUCCUCUCUGGGCUCCGAGGCCAAACCAGAGGAAGAACGGGUCCGACACAGAGAGGUGGAGAAGCUGCUGCGUGCCGUGGCAGACGGGGACGUGGAGAUGGUGCGUUACCUGUUGGAGUGGAUAGAAGACGAAGAGGAGGAUGAAGGAGAGCUUCGGUCCGAGGCUCAGCUCUGCCACCCGCUGUGUCAGUGUCCGAACUGCGCUCCCACUCAGAAGCUGUCUGUCCUGCAGGCCGGAGCGCUCGGCGUUAACAGCUGUAACGCUGAGGGUUUCACGCCGCUCCACGUCGCCGCCCUGCACGGCCACUCCGCGCUGGCCGCCCUGCUCAUCCGCCACGGAGCCAACGUCAACGCCCGCACCAACAUGAGCGCCACUCCGCUUCACCUGGCCAGCCAGAACAGCCACAUCCAGGUAGGAGGGAAGCUACAAAUACUCUUCCUGAGAGCGGGGCGCUUUGUCAGUUAAUAAUAAUCAUUUUUUACUUAACCAGGUCUGUCACCGAGCCGAGGCCGACUCAUACAGAGCAACACUCUUUUAAAUGUAGGUCUAAUUUCAGUUUGUGGUAACGCAUCUGUCCUCUCUGACUCACAAUAAACAGACAGCAGCUUACUCUGUAAUGAGCAGCACAUUGAGAUUCUCUGGACAGGUGCGGUGCGACAUAACUUUAAUUUACAUGGUAAAGGUGAAACAUUCAGUUUGUGGCUAGUGUACAUGCUGCAGGCACACUGAUUGUUCCAUUUGAGGGCCCUUCAUAAGCUUAACAGCUUUAAUUCAGACACUCUCACAUAGAAAUGCAGGAAGGUAAAGUAGAACAUAGGAGUAAUUGUGGAAACGGUUACUUUUGUCACGACGUUAUUCAGCCGUCUGUUGAUUUUGAUUGACAGGCUGUUGUAGGAGAGGAUAUGGAGAAAUGUUCUAUUGCAAUAUUAAGAUGUAUUGUGACAUACGUUUUCUAAUUGAUGCAAAAGUAAUAUAAUGAGAAAAUAUUGUCAUGAAGAAAAAAGUGCACACAGUGAUGUUAUACAGCCACAGAUAAUAAAGAGAAGGCUACCUCAGCGUUCAGCAGUCUCACAGUAUUUAUCAUCAUGUUGUGUCACUUUGGAGUGUAUCCAGUAGAUCCCAGGGUCAAUUACUUGUUACUUUCUGUACAUUAUAAUGGGAUUAUCAUUGCUCAACUAAUAAGGUUUUAAUAUGAAAUCUUACUGAAACCUGGAAUGGAUGCAGAAUCAUCCUCGGGGCUUUCUAAGGCAGAGGUUUGCUGGUGCUGUGUUACACUGCGUUGAGCCGUGUUACUGAUACUGAUGUGUUCUGUUGAAGGAGGUCAUCCUGAUAUCUCUCACCUAGAAAAUGUCUCUUUCAUGCUUUAGGACAGGUUGCCUGGCACCACCUUGUGGCAGAAAUACAGCAGUACAGAAAGGAAGAUGAAUCUGUGGAUAUUCUGUGUUUGUGUGUGUGUGUGUGUGUGCGUGUGUGUGUGUGCGUGUGUGUGUGUGCGUGUGUGUGUGUGUGUGCGUGCGUGGUGUUUAGGUGAGGUUGCUGCUUGAGUGUAACGCCAAGCUGAACAAGAAGGAUCACUAUGGCAACACACCUCUAAUACAAGCCUGUCUCUGUAGAAACCUGGAGACGGUCACCAUCCUGUUACAGAGUAAUGCGCUGGUGAAUGUGGUGAACCUUCAGGGGAACACGGCCCUCCACGAGGCGGCGCGCGGCGGACACCAGGCGCUGGUGGAGCUGCUGCUGAGGGGCGGAGCCUCGGCCGGCAUCAGGAACAAGAGGCAGAGGACGCCGCUGGACUGCGCCUACGAACUGGGCGGCAAGAACACGGAGAUCCUGAGAGCUCUGCAGAAAGCGUCUGGACUUUCUCCCGAUGCUGAACCAAUCAAACUCCUCUCUGUGCCCAAAGGAGCUCUGGCUCAUUCGUUCGUCCAGCGCUUGAGGCUGCAGGAUCACGCAAACGGCAGGAGGCAGAAGUUGUCCCAGACCAGGUCAGC